AUGAAGGUGAUGAAGGUUCCACAGCUCUCACACCAUGUAUACCUUAUCCUACUGGUUGCCUCUGUACGAUCUCAAGUCAACCCAGAAAUGUGUCGAUAUCCUCUCGGUAUGACCGGUGGGCAGAUUCAGGAUGAGGACAUCUCUGCCUCCAGUCAGUGGUCUGACUCAACUGCAGCAAGAUUUGGCAGACUUGACUUAGAUAACGGAGACGGUGAUGGGGCCUGGUGUCCGGACAUCAUGACAGAGCCAGAUGGCUUCAAGGAGUAUCUCCAGGUGGACCUGCGUUCACUGCACUUUAUCACACUGGUGGGCACCCAAGGUCGCCAUGCUGAUGGCAUGGGUAAUGAGUUUGCCCAGCGAUACAGGAUCAAGUACAGCCGUGACGGCAGCAAUUGGGUGGGCUGGCACGAUAGGAAGGGAAGGCAGGUCAUUGAGGGGAACAGGAAUGCGUAUGAUGUGGUGCUGAAGGAUCUGGAGCCUCCCAUCAUUGCUCGUUUUGUCCGCUUUAUGCCUGUGACAGACCACUCUAUGAUUGUAUGCAUGAGAGUGGAGCUCUACGGCUGUGAAUGGCUGGAUGGCCUGGUGUCUUACAGCAUUCCAGAUGGGCACCAAAUGAUCUACAGAGGCCUAGAUGUCUACUUUAAUGACUCUGUUUAUGAUGGAAUAUCAGCUGAAAGACUGACAAAGGGCCUCGGUCAGCUGACAGACGGCACAUGGGGUCUGGAUGAUUUUCUCCACAGCCACAUAUACGGCAUGUGGCCAGGGUACGACUAUGUGGGCUGGAGCAACAGGAGCUUCCCCAAAGGUUACGUGGAGAUGAUCUUUGAGUUUGACCGUGUGCGAAACUUCACCUCCAUGAAGGUUCACUGUAAUAACAUGUUCAGUCGAGGGGUGAGGAUGUUCAGACAGGCCAGCUGUUACUUCCGCUCAGGAUCAGAAUGGGAGGCUGACCCGGUGACUUUCAAGCCCACUGUUGACCGCGUGAGCCAAAGCGCCCGUUUUGUCACAGUGUCCCUCGGUGACCGCACAGCCAGCACCAUCAAAUGCCGUUUCCACUUCAGUGACCUUUGGAUGCUGUUCAGCGAGGUGGCCUUCCAGUCAGGCUCAGCAGUGUACAAUACAUCUCUGACUUCUCGCAAACGAGGACACCCCACAAACACACUACCAGGGGAUGAUCCUACUCAUAAAGUGGAUGACAGCAACACCAGGAUCCUGAUUGGUUGCUUGGUGGCUAUCAUUGCCAUCCUAUCGGCUAUUAUAGUCAUCAUCCUGUGGAGGCAAGUCUGGCAAAAGAUGCUUGAAAAGGCAUCUCGUCGCAUGCUAGAUGAUGAACUCACAGCUCGUCUUGCGGUCCAGACCCAGGCCUUCUCCUCCCACCACUCCUCUCUAAUCAGUGAGAGUGGCUCCACCUCCAACUCCACCUAUGAGAGAAUCUUCCCCCUCUGCGCCGACUACCAGGAGCCUUCACGCCUUAUUCGGAAACUACCUGAGUUCGCUCAGUCCACCGAACAUCUUGGACCGAGCACUUCCUGUAAAACCCUUGCAACCAGUGGUUCAGACAGUGCCCCCCACUAUGCGGAGGCUGACAUCAUCAGCCUUCAGGAGUCUGCAGACAACAGCACCUACCCCAUCACAGCCGUCAACAUGAAUCUCUUUGCUGGCAAAGAUUCGUCCAUGAGAGAGUUCCCCAGACACAAGCUCACCUUCAAGGAGAAACUGGGAGAGGGCCAGUUUGGAGAAGUGCACUUGUGUGAGGCCGAGGGCAUGCAGGACUUUUUGGAUGAGGAUUUGUCUAUAGAGGGAAACAAUGAGUCACCUCUGCUGGUUGCUGUGAAAACACUGCGGGAAGACGCCAACAAGAAUGCAAGGAACGACUUCCUGAAAGAGAUCCGAAUCAUGUCUCGUCUGAGGGAUCCCAACAUUGUCCGUCUGCUGGCGGUGUGUGUGGACACAGACCCACUGUGUAUGAUCACUGAGUACAUGGAAAAUGGAGACCUGAACCAGUUCCUCUGCAAUCUCAGACUGAAAGAAGCUGCUGAUGAAGACAAGACAGAACAGGUGCAAAAAGAGGGGAAGAGCAUGGUCAGUAAACUAAUUGGCAUGGCUGUGCAGAUUGCAUCCGGUAUGAAGUAUUUGUCCUCUCUCAACUUUGUCCACCGUGAUCUGGCGACCCGCAACUGCCUGGUCGGUAAGAACUACACCAUAAAGAUCGCUGAUUUUGGCAUGAGUCGGAAUCUGUAUAGGGGAGACUACUACAGAAUCCAGGGCCGGGCUGUGCUGCCCAUUCGCUGGAUGUCCUGGGAGAGCAUCCUACUGGGUAAAUUCACCAUGGCCAGUGAUGUGUGGGCAUUCGGUGUGACUCUGUGGGAGAUUCUGACUCUGUGUAAGGAACAGCCUUACUCCCAGCUCUCUGAUGAGCAGGUCAUUGAAAACACAGGCGAGUUCUUCAGGGACCAGAGCAAGCAGGUGUACCUGCCAAAGCCACCCUGUUGUCCUGAAAGAGUCUACAACGAUCUCAUGCUGAGCUGCUGGAGGAGGAACGCCAAGCAGAGGCCGAGCUUUCAGGAUAUACACGCUCAGCUGUUGGAGAGCCUGCCGUAGCAGAUGGAACAGAUGAUUUCCCUCUGCCAUGCACUUUUGUUCCCAUUUAUUUAGAAUUCAUUUGGAGUCAGAAACAGCCUAUUAAAUGUUUUCCAUUUGCUUGUCAAGAUGGUGCUGUAAAUAACAAGAUACAAGCAGAGGGUAUACACUUGAACAGAGCCUUAUAUUUUAGAUAUCAUGCAACGUAGCACUAUUCACACGGUGUAUUCACACCUCUGUGUAUUUAUUCAUGUCUUUGUAUUUCCUAUGCUGUCUAUUUAUAGAGUACUCAACAGUAA
This is a messenger RNA of Micropterus dolomieu (smallmouth bass), 2879 nucleotides long. Its product is annotated as discoidin domain-containing receptor 2-like. The record is from RefSeq and is a predicted model, not a curated record. Gene Ontology annotation, biological process: multicellular organism development; protein phosphorylation; cell surface receptor protein tyrosine kinase signaling pathway. NCBI's taxonomy places the organism in Eukaryota, Metazoa, Chordata, Actinopteri, Centrarchiformes, Centrarchidae. The transcript has 16 exons. Gene Ontology annotation, cellular component: signaling receptor complex; membrane. Gene Ontology annotation, molecular function: protein tyrosine kinase collagen receptor activity; ATP binding; collagen binding. Bases 1 to 2601 code for a protein of 866 amino acids.